Oryza sativa Japonica Group (Japanese rice) is the source of this 1194-nucleotide messenger RNA. Its product is annotated as BTB/POZ and MATH domain-containing protein 1. The record is from RefSeq and is a predicted model, not a curated record. Gene Ontology annotation, molecular function: protein binding. Gene Ontology annotation, biological process: protein ubiquitination. NCBI's taxonomy places the organism in Eukaryota, Viridiplantae, Streptophyta, Magnoliopsida, Poales, Poaceae.
AUGGCGACGGCGAGCAUCGCGUCCAAUGUCGCCGGCGGCGGCUGUCCCACCCCGUCUCGGUCAGCCGCCGCCUCCACCGUCGUCACAACGCAAGCCUAUCACGUGCUCAAGAUCGAUGGCUACUCCCGCACCUUACAAGUCCACUGUUACAGAUCUCUCAGUUCCUUCCCGUUCAACGCGGGAGACCGCACUUGGUACAUCUGCUACUACCCACACGGAAAGAACGACAUUAGCAAGGACUUCAUCUCUAUCUACCUCGUUCUCUAUGACGCCAUCGCCGAGGCUGUCAUGGUGCAGGCUACCUUCAGCCUGCUCGACCAGCACGGGAAACCAGUGCCGUCUCACACCCACGCCACCCGACUGUUGAGCACUUCGAACCAAGACGACAUGGCUAACAACCUAGGGUUUGAAACCUUCAUUGCAAAGGGCGACUUGGAAAAAUCGGGACAUGUCCAAGACGAUUGCUUCGCUAUCGGGGUCCAUGUGGUAAUCACCAAGGAAACGCCGCCACCCAUCAUCGCGGUGCCACCGUCGUCGGACAUGCACCUGCAUUACGGCGAUCUUCUCUCAAGUAAACGGUGCGCCGAUGUAGAGUUCCUAGUUGGCGGCGAGACCUUCGCCGCGCACAGAUUGGUGCUCGCGGUGCGCUCGCCUGUCUUUGUGGCGGAGCACUUUGGGCCAAUGAAGGAGGGUGUAAACGUAAACGACGUGAUAGAGAUAAAUGACAUGGAUGCACAAGUGUUCAAAGCUCUACUUAACUUCAUCUACACGGAUACGUUGCUAGAGAUGGAUCAAGAAGAAGAUGCGACAAUGGCUCAGCAUCUACUUGUUGCUGCGGACAAAUAUGGCCUAGAAAGGCUAAAGGUUAAAUGCGAAGAAAGGUUGAGUAACCACAUCGAUGCUGACUCUGUAGCAACCCUCUUGGUGCUAACCGACAAGCACAAUUGUCGUGGUCUGAACAAGGCGUGCAUCGAGUUCUUUAGCUCCCCAACAGCACUGGCUAAGAUCAUAGAAACAGAUGAAUUUCAGUAUUUAACCCAAAGCCAUCCUAAUAUUUUGGAGGAUAUAAUUUCUAACAUUGUUGCUUCUCAGUUGGAGAAGGCAAUUUUCUCUCCGGAAAAUGAGGGAGGCAAAAUUAACAAGGUAGACAUUAGGAUUCAGCCAUGGCAAAAUUCAAAUGCCCGAUGUGGUUAG